This is a messenger RNA of Harpia harpyja (harpy eagle), 1296 nucleotides long. It is a transcript of the gene MBD6, whose product is annotated as methyl-CpG binding domain protein 6. Gene Ontology annotation, molecular function: DNA binding; chromatin binding. The transcript has 3 exons. Gene Ontology annotation, cellular component: nucleus; chromocenter. The record is from RefSeq and is a predicted model, not a curated record. Lineage: Eukaryota; Metazoa; Chordata; Aves; Accipitriformes; Accipitridae. The coding region runs from base 650 to 1057 and encodes 135 amino acids.
AGCUGUAGGGCCCUGCGUGGGUGCUGUCCCUUCCCCAAAGCCUGGCUUGAGUGUCUCUGUCGUGUAGAGACCUGUAGGGCUGCACCAGGGCACCAAAUGUGGGUGCCGCAGACCACCGGCCAUGGGCCUGACGUGGAGAUGUUUGCAGGGAUAAGCAGGUGAGAGGUGCACCCCACCACCACCCCUGCCCCCGCCGAUUCUGGUGUCCCCGGCCUCCCUGCCACUGGGGAUUAGGGCCAGCAGCAGCUGUUUGCAUUCUAGCUGCAGUUCCUUGAUGGUGCUUCAUAGGUCACUGUUGCCUUCUCCUGCUGCAGACACCAGGAUUAACAAGACGGGGGGGGGGGGGGGAGCUGGUGGGGAAGGAGGGCUGACAAAGGGGAGGAGGGGACAGCUGCUGCCCUCAGUCCUGCUCUACUUCCCUGUGCACCUUCAGACCCCCCUGGUCCCAUCCUGUUGCCCCUGGGCACCCCCGAGGACUCCUGCUGCUGCCUUAUGGCUCUGAGCACCCCUGGACCCCCCCAGUGCUUCUCUAGUGCCCUGGCACCCCCAGUCCUGCUGAGUCCUGCUGUCCCAUUUGCUUUCUCCCUCUCUCCUGGUGUGACUCUGUCGUCAGUGCCCACUGCAGGUGUUUGUGUGACGGGGGGGCACAAUGAGCAGCAGUGAUGACUGCACUAGAACAGACCGACCCACGUGCCCGUUGGCUGGGCCUGUGCCCGUGGGCUGGGAGUGCAAGGUGGAGGAGGGCUCUGUGUGCUACAUAAGCCCCAGGGGCACCACACUGACCUCACUGGAGCAGACUUGCGCCUAUCUCCUGGCUGACGGGACCUGCAAGUGUGGACUUGAGCGUCCACUCAACACGCACAAAGUGUUUAACUUCGACCCAGGGGCAGCGGUGGCUGGGUGGAGGGCGCCUGGGGCCCAGGGCCAGCAGGACAUGACCAAACUCUGCAAUCACUGCCGGAAAACAGCAGCCAUGGCCACACUGUACCACAGCAUGGAGGGCGCCCUGGGCCUCUGCCGCCCAGGCACAGGUACCGGGGUCCCCUGUCCAUGCUAGUCCCUGGCCUGUCCUCCCCCAACUUCCCACUGGUGUACCCACCUUGUCCAUGUCACCCCAUACAUCUCCUGGUCAUGCCUGUCCAGUCCCAGAGCCUUCCUGUUUCCCUUGUAUGUCGUAGGUUCUUGGCAUGCUUCCCAGUCCUCUCAGUGCCCUCCUAGUUUUUUCCAUGUUUCCUAGGCCUCCCCUGUCUUCUCUGUCACAUCCUGCCCCCCUGAUCUUUCCUGUCCCCUGCCUAC